AUGGUCACCACUUCCAAGCCCGUACACAGAGGCAAUGUGUGCAGCCAUAAUCAACAAGACAAUACAACAUGGGAGAAUUGUACAGAGCAGAAAUACUUUAUGUGUUGCAGAAAAGGUAAACCAUUCCAUAAAACAAAACACAUCAGAUUUCCUGUUUACUUGCGCCCUCAACAACAUCCAAUUCAAAUUAUUAUAAUUCUUCAACAAUUUCUAGAAAUCAUUAUUUUAUAUCAAACUAAGUUGAGUAGAGUAAAAUGUUAGUCCAUUCUGUGUGUGCAGAGUCUCGUGAUUCCUUCCUGAUUGAACAAAACAUGACCUGGUAUGAGGCUCAGAGGUACUGCAGAGAGAAUUACACUGACCUGGUCAGCAUCAGGAACGAGGCACAGAAGGAGGAAGUGAAGAACAAAGGGAUGAACAGCACUACUCCUUACUGGAUCGGCCUGCUGUAUGAUGACUGGGAGUGGUCUGCUGGAGGGAGAUCUGCCUACAGAAACUGGAUGUACAAUCCUAAUGCAGGAGAUAUACACACUGUUCUUUACCAGUCUGGACAAGGUAUACUCACUGUGGGAAAUGGAGGUACUGAAGACUAUACACUCUGCUCUGAAGGUAAGUUGUCAAAGAGGAACAUAGUCAAACUGCUUCUUAUAUGUAUGAAAUGUUGUUACUCUAUAUUGAUAGUAGCCUGGUCAAGAGGACUGAACACUGCACUCCCUUUUCAUUUCACUUCACUUGUCAAGUCAAACACAAUGCAAGCUAUCAUGUGAUCACGCUGGUUUCACCAGGCUAUAAUGAUAUUGAAAUAUUACUGAAAUUAUGUGGCUGCUUAUUUUGCCCCUAAAAUCUGAGAGUUAAAUGGGUGCUAAAACAAGUUAAUAUGAAAAUGUUAAAUAUCUUGAACACCACAUUUAUGUCUUUCAGGAUCAGUUCGCAUCUACAUAAUCAGUGAAAUGAUGUCUUGGGAGCAGGCUCUGGACUACUGCAAUAAUUACCACCAUGGACUGCUGCGUAUUGAGACAGCAGAAGACCUGGAGCUGAUCAAGCAGAAGUUCAAUGGGACUGAUUUUACUUGGUCCUGUGUGGGUGGGUCUGAGACAGAGCCGUCUCUUUGGGUUCUGGGUGUGGACCAAUGGGCUGCCAGUGGGAUGGAGUAACUGGGAGGGAGACAGACAGCCGGAAACAGCCUCUGUCCAACCACUGUGGUGCCAAGGCAACGGAGGAGGGAUACAAGUGGAGUGAUCAGGAUUGUCUGUCCAAGCGCUUCUUUAUUUGUGAAGAACAAUUGAUAUCAAUUUCCCCCUUGUUAAUUAAAUUAACUGUCUUUACCAUUCCUCACAUUUGAAUUUUUUUUUUUUUUAGGUAAUUGCUGA
This is a messenger RNA of Coregonus sp. 'balchen', 1367 nucleotides long. Lineage: Eukaryota; Metazoa; Chordata; Actinopteri; Salmoniformes; Salmonidae. The record is from the annotation of a GenBank genome assembly.